AUUUGGUAUCACACAUUGGAAUUCAAGGAUCCUCCCAUUUCGAUAAGAACGAUCGUAUUCAAAGUGUCGUCGUUGAUCACAAGAAGGUUGUUCAGUAGAGUUAAGAUGCCGAACUAUUUCGAUAUUGGUGUCAAUUUCACGGAUCCCAUGUUCCAUGGUGAAUACCAUGGCCGUCAAGUGCACAAUUCUGAUAUUGAAGACGUUGUUCUCAGAGCAAAGACAUUCAACGUUAGAAGAUUACUUCUUACUGGUAGCUCAUUGGACGAGAGCAGAAGAACUCUAGAGAUUGCAGCCAGCUAUCCGGAGUAUGCGUUCACCACUGUUGGUUGUCAUCCCUGUACUGUUGGUGAAAUUCCGUCAGUUGAUGAAAAGGUGUACUUGGAUGAAUUGAAAGAGCUUGCAUUGGCUGGCAAGAGAUCUGGACUUGUCAAAGCAUUUGGUGAAAUUGGGUUGGAUUAUGACAGACUGCAUUACACUGAUGCAGAAACCCAGAGAUUAUACUUCAAGAAACAGCUUGACAUUGCUGUGGAGGUUGGCUUACCGUUGUUCCUCCAUAUGAGAGCAGCCAAUGAAGAUUUCAUCAGUAUCAUCAAGCCGUAUCUGUCAAAGCUUCCAAAGGGUGGUGUUGUUCACAGCUUCACAGGCACCGCUGAGGAAUUACAGAAACUGUUACUCUUGGGAUUUUACAUUGGUGUGAACGGAUGCUCUUUGAAGACAGAGGAGAAUUUGGAAGUUGUUAAGCAGAUCCCUCUUGACAAGCUGAUAGUGGAGACAGAUGCACCAUGGUGCGAGAUUAAGAGAACACACGCCGGGUAUCAAUACCUGACAAAGUAUCCAAAUGCAGCAUAUCCAAAGAUCAUCACAAACCAAACUUCUUCGGUGAACUUGAAGGCACAGAGCGUUAGUUCGGGCAUGCAAAUGGACCCACUGCUACCUUUCCCGUUGAUCAAGAAGGAGCACUACUCCAAGUAUGACCCAGCACAUGAGGCACUUGUUGGCGAAUUUGCCAGUCCACUCAUCAAAGGCCGUAAUGAGCCAGUCCACAUCGGCCAAGUUGUUGAGAUUGUCUCCAAGAUCAAAGGCGAAUCCGUGGAAACCAUCGCAGAACAUGCUUACAAGAACUCCUUGAAGCUCUUUGAAGUUCCUGAAGAGGAAGACGUCAUUGAUAGAUAUUUUACUUAUUAGCUGAAGAAGGUAGUAGGGAUUGUAUACGUGAUAUGUAAUCAAGGAAAAAAACGUAAACAAACAAAAAG
Messenger RNA from Williopsis jadinii, 1253 nucleotides. RefSeq names its product 3'-5'-exodeoxyribonuclease. NCBI's taxonomy places the organism in Eukaryota, Fungi, Ascomycota, Saccharomycetes, Phaffomycetales, Wickerhamomycetaceae. The record is from RefSeq and is a predicted model, not a curated record. Gene Ontology annotation, molecular function: 3'-5'-DNA exonuclease activity. The transcript has a single exon. The coding region runs from base 106 to 1185 and encodes 359 amino acids. Gene Ontology annotation, cellular component: cytosol.